Molecule: messenger RNA, 1152 nt
Organism: Exophiala viscosa
Lineage: Eukaryota; Fungi; Ascomycota; Eurotiomycetes; Chaetothyriales; Herpotrichiellaceae
Exons: 1
Coding region: 1-1152 (383 amino acids)
Biological process (GO): regulation of DNA-templated transcription
Molecular function (GO): DNA-binding transcription factor activity
Source: RefSeq, a predicted model, not a curated record
AUGAGAUUACUAACCUAUUGGCCGUUCCGUCGUGUUCGUGUUCGUCACGAUGCAAGCCAAGUCUUGGACAUGGAACAAAAGGGCAAGGCCUGGGGGUUAUUACGAAUCAGUGACCCUCCGCCCCGUUUCCAAACAAAGGUAUGGUCGUGGGGUUGUCCCGAAUUUCACGUGUCUUCAACUCCUCCCCUUCAGCCUCAUGCUGUAACUCUGCGUCACUUUCACUGGAACAAGAAACCAGGUUCACACGUCACGAUGAACUCGAGAGAUAUAAUACCACACAGGACAGUCAUCUGGACAGGGGAAAUAACAAAGACGAUUACACCAGCACAACAAAAGGCAACAUCAGCGCAUUCAAGAACCUCGAUAGCAAUCCAUCCAUCAGUACAUGUCCAGCCAGUAUCACCCAAAGCCAGUACACUUGACUACAUCCCUCGAAAGGUCAACUCAAGAGCAACGAACCCCAGCUCGAGUUCGAGCACACUCAGAUCAAACAGGAUGACAGCCAUCUAUCCCACCAUGCAGCACUCAGAUCAAUCUAUCAACACCUUCUACUCACCCGCCACGCUCCCCGACUCCUAUUCGUACGACUGGUCCUACGUUCCCACCGCGUUCGCAGACUCCAACUCAGACGCCUUCCUGGAUUUCCUUCUUUUGGACGAUGGGAGCACCACGACCAUGCCACAAGAAACCCACCAUCGAGCAGCAAGCGUUGCCGAAAGCGUCAUCUCCGACACCUCAUCCACCACCACGCAACAGACAACCUUCUCUGAGUCGUACUUCCCCUCAACGUCUUCCCGCAAAGAGCCGCAGUCGACCACAGCCAUGUCCGGCCGCGGCGUGCUCAUCCCGAACCUCCCCACCGCACAGGACCGCAAACAUCGACGUCGCGAGCAGAAUCGCAAAGCCCAGAGCGUGUUUCGCCAAAAGCGCAAAUGCGAAGUGAGCAAGCUGCAACAAGAAAUCGCCCAGCUGAAGAUGCAAUUGGCCUUGACGCAUCGUAAUGCCACGACCGUUGGAUGGACCAUCUGCGCCAAGUGCAGAAACUUCUACCCGCCUGUGGUCCACAACCAGGAGGCAAGUCCGGUAUCGCUGGAGCUGGAACCUCAGUCGAAUAGCGAGUGGGCAGGCGGAAUGGUCGUUGAGGAUGUGUGA